Messenger RNA from Otolemur garnettii (small-eared galago), 2363 nucleotides. It is a transcript of the gene FOXF1, whose product is annotated as forkhead box F1. Gene Ontology annotation, molecular function: RNA polymerase II cis-regulatory region sequence-specific DNA binding; DNA-binding transcription factor activity, RNA polymerase II-specific. Gene Ontology annotation, cellular component: nucleus. Gene Ontology annotation, biological process: animal organ morphogenesis; regulation of transcription by RNA polymerase II. NCBI's taxonomy places the organism in Eukaryota, Metazoa, Chordata, Mammalia, Primates, Galagidae. The coding region runs from base 3 to 1067 and encodes 354 amino acids. The transcript has 2 exons. The record is from RefSeq and is a predicted model, not a curated record.
CCAUGGACCCCGCGUCGUCCGGCCAGUCCAAGGCCAAGAAGACGAACGCCGGCAUCCGGCGCCCGGAGAAGCCUCCCUACUCGUACAUCGCGCUCAUCGUCAUGGCCAUCCAGAGCUCGCCCACCAAGCGCCUGACGCUCAGCGAGAUCUACCAGUUUCUGCAGAGCCGCUUCCCCUUCUUCCGCGGCUCCUACCAGGGCUGGAAGAACUCGGUGCGCCACAACCUCUCGCUCAAUGAGUGCUUCAUCAAGCUGCCCAAGGGCCUCGGGCGGCCGGGCAAGGGCCACUACUGGACCAUCGACCCGGCCAGCGAGUUCAUGUUCGAGGAGGGCUCCUUUCGGCGGCGGCCGCGCGGCUUCCGAAGGAAAUGCCAGGCACUCAAGCCCAUGUACAGCAUGAUGAACGGGCUGGGCUUCAACCACCUCCCGGACACCUAUGGCUUCCAGAGCUCGGCCGGCGGCCUCUCGUGCCCGCCCAACAGCCUGGCGCUGGAGAGCGGCCUGGGCAUGAUGAACGGCCACUUGCCGGGCAACGUGGACGGCCUGGCUUUGCCCAGCCACUCGGCGCCCCACCUGCCCUCCAACGGCGGCCACUCGUACAUGGGCAGCUGCGGCGGUGGGGCGGCUGGCGAGUACCCACACCACGACAGCUCGGUGCCCGCCUCCCCGCUGCUGCCCGCCGGCGCCGGCGGGGUCAUGGAGCCCCACGCUGUCUACUCGGGAUCCGCGGCCGCCUGGCCGCCCUCGGCCUCAGCGGCGCUCAACAGUGGCGCCUCCUACAUCAAGCAGCAGCCCUUGUCCCCCUGCAAUCCUGCAGCCAACCCCUUGUCUGGCAGCCUCUCCACGCACUCCCUGGACCAGCCAUAUCUGCACCAGAACAGUCACAACGCCCCAGCCGAGCUGCAAGGCAUCCCACGGUAUCACUCCCAGUCCCCCAGCAUGUGUGACAGAAAGGAGUUUGUCUUCUCUUUCAAUGCCAUGGCCUCCUCGUCCAUGCACUCAGCCAGUGGUGGCUCCUACUACCACCAGCAGGUCACCUACCAAGACAUCAAGCCGUGUGUGAUGUGAGGCUGCGGCCCUGGGCCCUCCCGGCACUGGACAGCCGGUGGCAGGGACCUCGGAACCCAGCGCAAGAAACUGUUUUAUUCUCGAGGUAUAACCGUCGGCAGAAGACAAGGGUUUGACCCCUCCCCAACCGGAUUUUAUGGAAAGGAAUCCCCAACAAAAAGACCGGGCACUAUGGUCAUCACCUCCUUCCCGACUCCCUCAAAAAAAUUUUAAAUGGUGAUGGUGGGGUCUGAUCUGACUGCAGCUGUUGGAAAAUGAAUGUUCUCGAUCCUGUUGAAACCGACUGCGAAGGUGCUGCAUUGGGGGAAAGCCCUGACGUCUAAACGAGAAAUCUGCUGAGGUCUACCCGCUUUCUCCCCUCCGAUGGCAAAAGUGGGGGGAGGUUUUGAGAAGGAAGGCAAACAUGUGAGACCAAUUAUUAUCAAAUACCUUUAUUUUUUGGUCGGAUAUUUAUCUUUUUAUUUUUAAUUUUUUUUUGAAAGAAUGUCUCGGAAUGCGCAAGUCUCCGGUUAGAGCCGUCUUUUGCAGGAGGGGAGGGGACCAGAACUUGAGUCCCUCCUCUCCACCUGGGAAGCCUCCUCCUGAAACCGCAGGUGGAUCUCUGUGCUAACAACUUGCAUUUCUGAAGCCUCUGUUCAUCUUUAAAAAGAAAAUAGUAGGAGCCGAGGAGUGGGCCUCUGCCUCCCCUCUUACCUUCCUCUUCUUCCUUUCCUUCAGCCUCUUGUUUUGUUUUGUCUUGAAUUUUAUUUUGACUUUUUUCGUGGGUAUUUCUCUCUCUCCCGUCUCUACUGUAAAACUUUCUGGUCCAAGAACGAGCCCAAGGCAGCAAGAAGCGGGGACUGGGAAGGCCCGGUGACCGCAAGUAUUCAGGAUUGCGGUGACUCAGAAAGGUUAAGGCACUUUUAAAACUAUAGCAAAACUCAACUGUUAUUUAUUCUAUUUUCUUUCCCUAAUAAUCGAAACACCUCUUAGUCUCUUCCGUUUAUCAGUAUUAAUGGUGUAACUUUGUUGGCAAUAUUUGCCGUGUAGAAUUUUUUUUUUUUAGAUAACCAUUGUAAAUUUGAAACAAAGAUCAAUCUGUGUAAAAACAAAUUUCCAUAUGUUUUAUAUAAAUAUAUAUAUAAUAUGAAGGACUACCCUCCUUUUUUUAGUAUUUUGGCUGCUGGAGUGCAGCGUUUGCGACACGUAUUUUAAAUUUACUUCUGCACUGUAUAAAAUGACAAGUUGAGGAUGUUUUGCCUUUUGUGUAUUUUUUUCCUAAAAAAAGAACAAAAAUAAAAAUGUAUAACAUUUGUA